CAGACUGCUGGAGUGCCACUAUAUAACGGCGAUGGCUGUAUGCUCGCUGUUGCAGGCGCCGGAGCGGCGGCGGCGGCGGCGGCGGCGGCAGCGGACCCGGCGCACUCGAGCCCGGCUCAGUGAUCAGUUCUGCUUUCUGUUGCAGGCUAGAUAUAUAAGUUAGGUUGUUCUCGCUGCGGCGGCGGCGGCGCGGCGCGGCGGCGGCGACACAAUGUACUACCUCCUGCUUCCUGCGUCACUCGCUGUCACCCGCGCGCCCGCCUCGCCCGGCACUCUGCCUUGUCGCGGGCCAGUAGCGAAGCACCUCUUCGCCGACGUUCGAACCGAUGGUCUCCGUCGAAAUAGAAAAACCAUCUAACAGAUCUCACUACCGUAUCGACUGAUUCGGAUUCUUUGUACUAUUGUUCGAACGUUCUCAGUCGUCAGUAUGUAUUAUGUAAAGCCCCUAUGAUUCGAGCUCAUAGAAAACAUUCUCGAUGUGGAUACUAAGCCUCGUCCCUACUAGGGCACAUUCGUCGGGCGACAUCGGGUGAUAUCGCCCCUCAUCGCGCAACACCUUUCCCGUGACUUUGCCAUAUAGUUGGAGGAGAAGAUUCGUCGGGUGAAGUCUGGCUGUUCGAUAUUGCCCGAUGUCUCCGGAGACACAUAUCGCUCGAUAGAUGUCCCUAUGUGGGGACGAGACUUUAAGCUCAGAACCGUGGCAAGGCUAUCGCGAAGGAUGUCCUCGUCCUUCGAGCGUGAGUUCGGGCUGGCGCGGGCUCGCGGGUGCGGCGCCGCUGACCGGCUGUGUGUGACUGUUGCAGGCUUCCUGGCCGCGCCGCUCUACGACCUGCAGCAGCUGGGAGACGUCUACACGGCGGCUGCCGGCGCAGGUCCGGGCGCCCGCUGCCCCACGCUGCCCGCCAUCCUGGGCGGCUCGCUGCCGCGCCUGGCCAGCGACCAGGCCGACGCCGUGGCGCGGGCGAAGAAGUACGCCAUGGAGCAGAGCAUCAAGAUGGUGCUCAUGAAGCAGACGCUGGCGCACCAGCAGCAGCAGAUGGCCACGCAGCGCACGCAGGUGCAGCGCCAGCAGGCGCUCGCGCUCAUGUGCAGGGUAUACGUGGGCUCGAUCUCGUUCGAGCUGAAGGAGGACACGAUCAGGCAGGCGUUCCUGCCGUUCGGCCCGAUCAAGUCGAUCAACAUGUCGUGGGACCCGGUGACGCAGAAGCACAAAGGUUUUGCGUUCGUGGAGUAUGAAAUACCAGAAGCGGCGCAGCUGUCACUCGAGCAGAUGAACGGCGUGAUGCUGGGCGGCCGCAACAUCAAGGUGGUGGGCAGGCCGUCCAACAUGCCACAGGCGCAGGCCGUGAUCGACGAGAUACAGGAGGAGGCCAAGCAGUACAACCGCAUCUACGUCGCUUCCAUACACCCCGAGCUCACCGAGGAUGACAUCAAGAACGUGUUCGAGGCGUUCGGGCCGAUCACGUACUGCAAGCUGGCGUACGGGGCGUCGGCGCACAAGCACAAGGGCUACGGGUUCAUCGAGUACGCGACGCUGCCGGCCGCGCUGGAGGCCAUCGCGUCCAUGAACCUGUUCGACCUGGGCGGCCAGUACCUGCGAGUGGGCCGCGCCAUCACGCCGCCCAACGCGCUGGCCGGCCCGCCGCAGCCGCACGCCAUGCCCACGGCCGCGGCCGUGGCCGCCGCCGCCGCCACGGCCAAGAUCCAGGCCAUGGACGCCGUGGCGCACAACGCCAUGGCGCUCGGCCUCACCAAGCUCACGGCCAUGGGCGUGCCGCCCGCCGCCGCGCUGCCGUCGCUGGCCGCCGCGCUGCCCGUGGCGCUGCCCUCGCUGCCCGCCACGCUGCCCACUGCCCUGCCCGCCGCCUUGCCCACCGCCUUGCCCGCGGCGCUGCCCACGGCGCUGCCCGCGGUCAUACCGCCGCCCGGCGUCGUCAUACCUCCCCCGCCAGUGUCGGCGCGACAACCGCAGCCCCCGCUGCCGCCGGAGCAGCCGCCGCUGCCGGCGGGCCCGGCGCCGGGCGCCGACGGCGGCCAGCAGGCGGCGCUGCAGCGCAAGCUGCUGGACAGCUCGCCCGACACGCUGCAGCAGCAGGAGUCGCUGUCCAUCUCGGGCCAGUCGGCGCGCCACCUGGUCAUGCAGCGCCUCAUGCGGCGCCGCGCCAGCCGCGUGCUGCUGCUGUGCAACAUGGUGUCGGCCGACGAGGUGGACGAGGCGCUGCACCACGAGAUCCAGGAGGAGUGCGGCAAGUGGGGCCGCGUGCAGCGCCUCGUCAUCUACAACGAGCGCCAGCACGAGGACGACCACCCCAGCCACGCGCGCGUCAAGAUCUUCGUGCAGUUCUCCGAGCCCGACGAGGCGGGCGCGGCGGCGGGCGCGCUCAACGGGCGCUACUUCGGCGGCCGCACGGUGCGGGCGCAGCUGUACGACCAGGAGCUGUUCGACCACGGGGACCUGUCCGGCUAGCGGAGCGGCUGGCGUCGCUUACAUCGUAAUCCUAUCAUAACUGUCUCAUUAAAUAAACAUUUUUAUUUGUAA
Molecule: messenger RNA, 2539 nt
Organism: Pectinophora gossypiella (pink bollworm)
Lineage: Eukaryota; Metazoa; Arthropoda; Insecta; Lepidoptera; Gelechiidae
Gene: hfp
Product: poly(U)-binding-splicing factor half pint
Exons: 6
Coding region: 668-2467 (599 amino acids)
Biological process (GO): regulation of alternative mRNA splicing, via spliceosome; alternative mRNA splicing, via spliceosome; mRNA splice site recognition
Cellular component (GO): catalytic step 2 spliceosome; precatalytic spliceosome
Molecular function (GO): RNA binding
Source: RefSeq, a predicted model, not a curated record